Ambispora gerdemannii is the source of this 282-nucleotide messenger RNA. NCBI's taxonomy places the organism in Eukaryota, Fungi, Glomeromycota, Glomeromycetes, Archaeosporales, Ambisporaceae. The record is from the annotation of a GenBank genome assembly.
AUGGAAAUUAUUAAACUUGGAGGUCAUUCAAGGAGACUGAGGGACCAAGCGGACCAGAACUUUUGGCCGAAUCCAAGUGAAAUUAAUAGUAAACGUGUGGCGGCGAUGAAAAGCUUUUAUGAAUGGCUAUCCGAAUGCAUAUACGAGCUGAGCAUUAAAUAUCAGAUUGUAGAACCUGCUGACGAAGGGAUCGAGACAUCUACGACCAAUACUGAUAAGGCUAAAAUUGAUGAGCCCACCCCGUUAAAAGUCUUGAUUAAUCGCAAUGAACCUAUUUUGUAA